GACGAUCAACCCGAUACGGAGCACAGGCAACUCCUGCUGCUCAAGCGGGCGAUGAUCACGAUCAGCCUGGAGAUGAACAAGGACGGGCGGACGGCAGCUGCCACCGCGCCCGCGUACAGGCUGGGAUGCGCCAUCCGGUGCUUGCGCGCGGUCGAGGACGGCCGGUGGAUCGCCGUUCAGCGUCCGAUUGACGACUACCCAGGCCUGCUUCACGGGGCCCAGAUUCAGGCCGCCUUCGCCUGGGGCGGGCCGCUCUCCAAGUCUUGCGCGACAGGGCUGCAGCUAGCCCGGGAGGACAUCCGCCAGGACCUGCACGACCUCAGCUGGGUCUCAGCGCAGCUGCCGGCGGAGGCUAUGGCCGGGGAGUUGGCCCGUCAUUGGAGCGAGGUUUUUGCCGCGGGGAAUGUCGACGCAGACAAGUUGGAGUCUUGGCUCCAAGAGUGCAGCGCGGACGGUCCCGCAGCGUGUCGUUAUGGAAAAAGCUUGGCCCUCUGGCAGUUGACGUCCUCUUCAACUCUGCGCGCUUUGUGGAUACCGACGGCGAUAGCAGACCUACGAGCUGCCUACGCGGACGAGCCGGGUGGGGCAGGGACGGGCGACCACACCUUCAACUUGGGCAUCCUGUGUUGCAUGCCGAAGAAGCCGGUGGAACAGCGCCCAGAAUUGGGGGACGUGUACACGGCAGAAAGCACGCGGCCCCUCUCUUUGGUCGAUGUGUCGAACCGGCUUAUUGCAGCCGCUUGCAAACAGCGCUGGGAAUCGCCACUGGGCCAAUGUGUGUCACAGGCGCAACGAGGAUUUCUGCCUGGCCGGUCGAUGCUCGCCAACGUGACCGAGCUCGAGCGCCACGCAAUGCUCACAGCACUGUCAAAGCCAGAAGGGAUCAUGGUCCUCGUGGAUUUCAGGGCCGCGUUCCCGAGCGUUUCGCGCGGCUUUUUACGCAGGUGCUUGGAAGGGCUCGGCAUGCCAGACGGGGCGCUGCGCGUGCUCGACGCGCUGUACGACAGUGGGCAGUGCGCGGUCUCGCGAUGGCCCGGCUUCGCCCUGCGGUCGGGGAUCCGGCAGGGGUGCCCCCUCUCACCGUUGAUCUUCGCGGCCGCCAUGGAUUUGCUCCUACGCGUGCUGAGCCGCAGACCGGGGCCAGAGGUGCUGAUCAGGGCCUUCGCGGACGACGUUGGCAUCGUGCUCGCAGACAUGAGGAGGCAGUUGCCGAUCCUGCAGCAAGCCCUCUCUGAGUUUGGUGAUCUGUCUGGCAUGGUUGCCAACCUCCCCGAGACGGUCGGCAUCCCGCUGUGGGAGGACACGCUGGACGCCGCCUCCGCCGUCGUCUCGGAGGCUUGUCCGGCGUGGGCUGGCCUGCCCCUGAAGCGCGCUGCAGUCGACCUGGGCUGCGCCGUUGGGCGGGGCAGAGCGGGGCAAAUUUGGCAUACGGCCGUGAAGCGAUUCCGGGAGCGGGUGGAAGGCUGGACUUGGAGCGAGAUGGGGCUCCACUUCGCUACGGUUCCGUGCGACACAUACGCCUUGCCAGUAUUACCAUUUAUCGCCCAAGCGGCGCUCCCCUCCCAGGAGGCGCUUCUCGCCGAAGCGUGGGCGACGCGGCGGGCUGCGCCGGGUCCUGGUUUCUGGUGCGUGCAGAGCGAUUUGUGGCCCCUCAGGGAACACUUCGACAUGCCUUGCUCUUUCGGGUCGCUCGAGGUCGUGGCGCGCGCUGCUCAGAUGAGAGUGUUCUUUUGUGAAAACAGUGCCCAUGGGGGGCUGCAGCUGGAUGGCAAGGCGCUCCAGCCCAGGACGGCCAGAGGCGCGACCAGCUACCUGAUCAGGGGGGCGGCCUGGGCAGGGCGGUUCGAUUCUGCGAUGCCCCAGGUCUUGCUGGGCACAGUGGCGCAGCUAGCCACCAGCGGGGUCACCGUUGACCACGUGGGGCGGCUCGUCGCUACGGGGGGGCGCCGUUUCCAGGCGGCUGCUCGGGGGCCGAUCGAGCAAACCCAGAGGACCCCGCCGCGCAUUCGAAUCCGGCACAAGCUCGACCAGUGGGCCUUGCCCGGCACGCCGAGGAUCAUAGCAGAGCGGUUCGAGCUUACAUUGCAGCGACUCCGUCGCCUCGUGACGCCGCGAGUUGUCGCCGCUGUCUUUAGCACUGGCUGGAAUCGUUGGUGCACGGCCCGUCGGUUCAAAAACACGAUGGGGAUCCACAACUUUUGCCAGCUGGGGUGCGGGGGACAAGCCCAGGACAGCGUGGAGCACUACAGCCGCGGCAGG
Molecule: messenger RNA, 2259 nt
Organism: Prorocentrum cordatum
Lineage: Eukaryota; Dinophyceae; Prorocentrales; Prorocentraceae
Source: the annotation of a GenBank genome assembly